AUAAACCAGAGUUAUUUUGGGUUCUUUUUGGCUUUGGUUUUUUGGUGGGUUUUUUUUUUUCAGAAAAAUUAGAAGUCCUCCAUUGCAAAGAAAUUAUUGGCUUGGGUUUGUUUUUUUUCAUUGAAGUAAUGGAACAAUCCUUGAAAUAGCUUGCUUUCUUUUCACAGCUGUUACCUGCUUUCUUGUAGUAAACUGUAGUAAGCAAGAAAAAGGUUUGUACAUUGCAAACAAAAUGUGGAUAGGAAGGAAGACUAGGAUAUGCUUAGAUAGCUGUGUCACAUUUGUUUUGAGGUUAUAAGAGACUCUCUUUCAGUAACUAAUAAACAGCUCUGGAUAGCUGUUGAAUGAUGGGAAGACUCAUGUAAUUUUUGUCCUGUAAUCCAAAACUGUAAAGUUGAAGAUCUGGAUAAGCCAAUAGCUGUUUGCUGUUGACACAGAUACAGACCUAGAAUUUGUGUAUCAGUGUACUUAAGUGUGUAUUGGCUUUAUUUCAUACCACGUGGGUCAAGUUUGAACAUCUAUUUCUCCAAAUUUUGAUAGAAAUAGAUAAUAAGCUGGUGUAAACUCUUAAAUCAAGUGAAGAUAUAGAAAGCCGUUAUUCUGGGAUGCUCAAAACAAGAAAGAGCUAAUUGUUCAGCAUUGAAUAAUUACAAGGUAGUAUGAAUAUACUUAGAACAAAAGGGUGUUGAUUCUUUCUUGUAUUAAACAAAUUCCUCUGAAAGCAAGAAGCACCAAAGUCAUUAUCUCAUCCACCUGCACAAUGGAAAGGGGGAUCUCCAGAAAUGAGGCAUGAGUGGUGAGGAACCUCAAGAGUUCUUGCUGGAUUUCUGAUGUUCAGAGUAAAGACCUUGGAACCGGCCAUUAAAGGAGUUGAAUUUCUCUGUAGUUAUUCAUAUUACUAAAAGCCUGUGUGUCACUUGGAAAAACUUAAGCAAGCAAGAAAGAUGACCAGACUGCACUGUAAUGAAGAUCUAGGGGUUUUGUGGGUUUGUUUUUUGUGGGUUUUUUUCUUUUCCAGGGAGAAAAAUUAACUAUUUGUACACCAAGGAAAGAUUUAACAUUACUAGCAGAAGAAAGAUAUCUUUGCUUAUUGCUGAAGGCUGCUGUCAACAAUGGAUGCUAUCAGUCACUGGACUUCACCUGAAAUAAAGCAUCUUGUACAACUCAAUGUCUGAAAAAGAAUUCUCCUGAAGGAGAGGGGGUUGAAGAAGGGCAAUAAAAUGAGUAGGAGAAAGUUUCUCCUAUGAAGCCACUCAGAGGACCAAGACUUUAGUUCCUUAGGAAAGAGAAGACAAAUAUUGGGUCUUAUAAAACUGAGUACUGUGAAGCAAGUAGGGAAGUAGAGAACUCUUGUUCUAUCUUGUAGUGCAAGAAUAGAUGGACAAGUUAAUGAAGCUGAAUUGGAGUUACAUUUAGUUACGUUGUACUCCAUGCUCAGAAUUUGAGCUGAUUCACAGAUGAGGGUGGAACUUGAAGGGGCAGACUGUCUUCACAUCUGCAUCUCUUAACAGCCCUUUUGCUUUCCACAGAAAUGUCUGUUACUGGCUGGUGUCAGAGGGCUUUAAAAAGAUGGACUUGUGCUCUGAUCCUGUCUGAAUUAAAGUGCCAGUACCUAAGCUAUUGAGAGGACAGGAAAUGGCUUACACGCAUGAAACAAUGCGUUUGAAUGUGAUAAGCCUCUUCCAGGGCCCUGAUCUUUCCCUGAAAGAAUUAUAAUAUAAAGCAGUAAGGGAUGUUACCAAUGAGUGUGUUGAUUUCUUAGGAGCUGUCCUUCAAUGCUGAAAGUUUGCCAUAUGAAGGACUGAAAUAUCUUCUGAUCCUGUUACUUGCUGACAAUAUUCUAAAAUAGUUUUAUCAGUUAAGUGAGCUUUGAUAUUAACUUACUGAAGUGACAUUAUAUCAGAUAUUACUGUUAAACUCCAAGUAAUUUAUUGUCAAGAAGCUGUUAAGCAGCUAUCUUCUAGUCAGUAAAGUUUUUCCGACUAUGAGAAUCUAAGUCUCUUCUCUCUGGUAUUCAUACCAGUCUCUUGGUUUGGAGCCUGAGGUCCAAAGUCCUUCAAAGGACCUUCAGUAUUUGUAAGGCUUGUAGAUGAAAGAGAAAUAAGCAAGCAGUUCCGAAAUUUGCCCCGUGCAUCACUUUCUUCUGUGUAAAGGAGAGAUUUGGUUGUAUUGGAGAGCUUUCUCUACUUUUGCUCUUUGAUAAUAACUGUUCAGACUUCAAAAGGGCUUUUCUUGGCCUAAAUCAAUGGGGUAGGAGGAGGUAAAAAUGACCUAGAACUCUGAUAGAAACAUCCUCCUGAGAGCCUGAAAGUACGCAUAAAUGAGUGUAUACACAUGAACAGAUAUCAUACACACAUAUGCAUGUGCAUGUAUAUACAUAUGCAUGUGCAUGUAUAUACAUAUACAUGCAAAAAUCAAGCCAGACUGUAGUAAGAAGGGCAGCCCAGCUACCUCAAUUCACUGUGUGAAGCUAGUGAUGUCUCAGGUGUGGCAGAAAUACUGUCUCUUUCAACUCUUCACUACGUAAGGUCUGACUGGGCUAUGUGUUAUUCUUCGCCAUUCCUCUUUUCUGCUCCGCCCCCAUACUUUGUGUUUUGGUAACCUUUUCCUAGCAAAGACAGAUGCCAUUUGGACAGUCAGUGUUGUUUGCCAAAGCGAACUGUACUUGGAGCAAGGAUACAGGCAAUAGGAGGGACAAGGCAAAGGGGAGAGAUUAGCUUUAUUUUGAGACACAGGUUCCCUGUGAGAAAAAUGGUGAAGAUAUGUUAUGCAAAUAGAUUGUGGCAUCCCUGAACCAAGAGAUGGCUCUGAAGAAAAGCUGAUGUGAUACGCUUUUUCAAUUUAUUUUUUUAUAUUUUUCUCAAUGGCAAAGCAAAUGAUGAUAACUAGGCAUUCAGGGUUCAGGAUGGUUUUUCUUUGUUCUUGGAGAGGAAGGUGAAUUUUUGUCAAAAGUGUUGCAUUGGUCCUGUAAUCAUGCACAGGACAAACAAAUGGUCAUUUAUUGAUAAAUAUCUUUCUGUAGCCUAAUGUGGAUCAUAGCUGGAUGGGUGGUAGGGAGAAAUUUUCUCAGUGGGAUGAGAUAUGAUGUAUUAUUGAUCUCUCAACAAUCAGAAGGCUUCACUUCUUUCUGCCAGGAAAGUGAAUUUCAAUCUGUGGUCCACAAGGCUGCUGAGGGUCUGUGACCUGUUCCUAAAGACUCAACAGAGAAGACCCUAGGCUUUUCCAAAUACUCUUUUGAGAUGAAAUAGCCUGUUCCUGAUCUCCACUCCGCUUUAAUAAAAAAACUGAACAAAGCAAAAGCCAGCCUUUGAGCUAUUAAACCAGAUUUUCCCACUUGCGGUCUAACCGAAUGAUCCCUUUGCUCAACACAAACAUCCAUGACGAGGUGUGUGAAGCUGACCCCUCCUCACUAUGUCUACUCGGAAGGAGAAACGCCCAUUAAUUUGAAAAUGAAGAUUAUAAAAAACUGGGAAUGUGCUUGUGGUAAGCUAUUUGUUCUUCCCUACGAGACCCUCCAUACAUGCUCAAAGAUCAGGGGAUGGAUGUCUGAAGGCGCCCUCGUAGCCCUCUAGGGUGUACCCCCAGGCAGCGGGGUGCCAUUUCCGCAGGGGAGAGGCAAAGGGGGCCGUGAUGCCACUGCUCCUGCCCAGCUGCAGCCCUCCCCACCGAGGGGCAGUUGGAGGCCUCGGGGCGGUUCCCCCGGGCAGGGCCCUUCCAGGCCCUAUCCCCUCACAAAGCAGGGCAUGGGGCGGCACUGGGCAGUGGCAAUGGGGCUGCAGCUGGGGCUUCUGGUGCUGCUGGGCCUGGCAGGGUGCCCUGUUGCCUCAGGGAACCUGUCUGGGGAGCUGCGUGUCGCCGCCACAUGGGUGACAGUGCCACGGCAGUUGAGCCCCCGGGCCAACACCAACCCCCUGGCCGUCUCCUACUGGCGGGGGGGCCCGCAGGUGCUGCACCUGCGGCCCAGGCGGGGCCUGGUCUCCCACCCCUUCACCUUGGUCACCUACGGCAAGGAUGGGGCCCGCUGGGAGGAGCACCCCUUUGUGCGGGACAACUGCUUCUACCAGGGUGAGGUGCAGGGGAGCCCUGGCUCCCUGGUGGCCCUCGGCACCUGCGGCAGAGGUCUCCGUGGCGUGCUCUGGGUGGAGGAUGGCACCUACGAGAUUGAGCCCGUCCCCGACGAUCCAGCCUUCCGGCACAUCCUCUACCGCAUGGAGGAGGCCAAAAACCCUGCGGGCCCCACCUGUGCGCUGACUUCAGAGGAGCUGCAGCACCAAAAGGCUUUGCUGCCCUGGUUUGAGGUCUCCCGGGCAGAGGAGGAGGAGGAGAUGCUGAAAGACUGGUGGACACACAUCAGGUACCUGAAGAUAGUAGUGGUCGUGGACAAUGUGCGGUUUGUGAAGUCGGGCAGGAAUGAAUCCGAAGUCUUGAGGCAAAUCAUAGAAAUCAUCAAUAUUGGGGACUCUCUGUAUGAACAGCUUUCUGUUCGGCUGUUUCUUGUGGGAUUGGAGAUCUGGACCAAAAAAAACCUCAUAAACAUUACUAGCUCUAUCAGCGAUGUGCUUGAAGACUUUAACAAAUGGCGGAAGUCAGACCUGUCUCCACGGUUGCGCCAUGAUACCGCUCACUUAUUUGCAUUUGAGAGGUUUGGAAGGACGCUGGGAUUGGCAUUUGUAGGGUCCGUGUGUAAUAACCAGUGGUCAUCAGCAGUUGCUUCCUUCACUAAUAGGAAGUUGUCCUCAUUUAUUACCACGUUUGUCCAUGAGUUGGGCCAUAUUCUUGGGAUGCGCCAUGAUGGACCGGGCUGUAAAUGCAGGCGAAAGAAAUGCAUUAUGUAUGAAAGCGAUGUUGACACCGAUGCAUUCAGUGACUGCAGUUACAAAGACUACUUUGACCUGCUUGGGCGUGGUGCCGGCUGCAUUCAUCAACCGCCAGCCCCUGGCAGUUUCUACACCAUGAAGCGUGAAUACUGUGGGAAUAAGAUAGUAGAAAGCGGAGAGCAAUGUGACUGUGGUUCAGAAUCAAACUGCAGAAAGGAUCCUUGUUGUCACCCGAACUGUACGUUCACUGCAGGUUCAGUCUGUGCUUCUGGAAAAUGCUGCAAGAGCUGUCAGAUCCUUCCAGCAGGAACACGCUGCAGAGCAAGUACUGGCGACUGUGACCUGCCAGAGUAUUGCAAUGGGACUUCCACUCAGUGCCCACCAGAUGUGUACAUAGAAGAUGGAACCCCUUGCAAAUAUGAUGCUUAUUGCUAUCGAGGAAAAUGUUCUUCCCACAGUAGACAGUGCCAGCGUCUCUUUGGCAAACAAGCCAGGGCUGCUCCUUUAGAUUGCUUCAAAGCAGUGAAUACUCGAGGUGACCGGUUUGGGAAUUGUGGUAUUCAUAACAAUAACCGUUUUACAAAAUGCAGUAUUGAGAAUAUCUUAUGUGGUAGGAUCCAGUGUGAAAACAUAAACAAAUUGCCUUUCUUGCAGAACCACGUAACACUAGUCCAAACACCUGUUGGAGGUAAAAAGUGUUGGGGUCUUGACUACCACACGGGGUUGCCAGUAGCUGAUGUGGGGGCUGUGGAAGAUGGCACACCGUGUGGUAGUGAUAAGGUUUGUAUCAACAGGACGUGUACCAGCAUAUCACUGCUGAAGUACGACUGUAACGCAACAAAGUGUCAUGACAGAGGAGUGUGUAACAAUCAUAAGAACUGUCACUGCAGGUAUGGCUGGGCUCCUCCGUACUGUGAACAGGAAGGAUUCGGAGGUAGCGUUGACAGUGGACCCCCUCCAGCCAGGGAGAUUUUUCAGAGAGCAGAAAUGGGAGUAACACUACUUAGUCUUCUUUCUCUCUGUAGCCUCGGAUUAACCCUUGCCAUAUGUUACAACCAGGAAAUAGUGAGAUGGCUUAGGAGGAAAAGGCCCAGUUCCACAGAAGACGACAGCAGUUGUUUCAAACAGUGGAAAUGCCAGCAGUUCCUAAAGGAGAAGUCAAGCUGGUGAGUCAAAAUCCACCACAAAGCACUUGCCAAAAACCAACAGGCAGUAGCUUUGAUGCUCCUGGGGAAAUCUCCCUUGAGCAGA
Molecule: messenger RNA, 6068 nt
Organism: Egretta garzetta (little egret)
Lineage: Eukaryota; Metazoa; Chordata; Aves; Pelecaniformes; Ardeidae
Product: disintegrin and metalloproteinase domain-containing protein 20-like
Biological process (GO): proteolysis; male gonad development
Cellular component (GO): plasma membrane; external side of plasma membrane; sperm head plasma membrane
Molecular function (GO): metalloendopeptidase activity
Source: RefSeq, a predicted model, not a curated record